CUGCCAUGGAGACUCACAAACUCCUGUUCCUUCUUUGAAUACGAGUAACACGUUUAUUGCAAAGAAAUCAUGCAGUAGGGACAAGCAGAAGAGAAUUAGAAAUUCCCCGUGAUUUUACCCUGAGAUGAUCAGUUUCAUGCCUCACUCCACAUAGUUACGGGAUCCACCAUUUGCACUCAUUAAUGCACUGAGUAUCUUUCAGGUCAAAAGAGCCAUUUCCCCAGCAUUUUCCUUAAUGACUGCCCUGUGUGUCAUGCAAGAUGCUCAUUUCACCGACGCCUUCGUCGGGGUGGCCAUCAGGACUGUUUCUGGUAUCAUGAAGAAUGCUGUCAGGGUCAUCCUCAGCACGUAGCAAUAUUCCCCUACCUGCUCAGCCUCGGGCGGGCUCCCGGUAUUGGGCAUGCAGCCAUUUAAAAAACAGGCCUGUGUAGACACAUCUCUGGCAUAGCCUCCAUCGGUUCUUUCAGUUGUGACUGGAUGGGGCAUUGCUGGACCAAAGGGCCUGCAUUUGCCAGAUUCACCCCCGCCCCCAAAAGACUAUGCCUGCCUGAGUGGCCCCUUGGAGAGCUGCUGUGGACAUAGCCCGGUGGCCUCUCUGCUCAGUUGGCCUGGCAGUGGGCGCAGGCAUGACCUGAGGGGACAGAGCAGGCCCCAGAGAGAGCUGGGGGAGUAGUCUGGUUCCUGGGUCUGUGAGGCUGAUCUUGCCAUACAUGGGUCAGAGCUCCCUGGGGGACUGUUUUCCCAGACCCCAGAAGGGGUCUGCUGGGUCUGGGCAUGGAAUAUACUACUUGAAAUUGGGCCACCCUAGAUAACCCAGGGCCACUGAGUGCCUCCCUUACCAGUCUGGGAGGCAGCCCUCCCAGGGGGACUUGGGGAGGGGCUAGGGUGCCCAGGAUCCCACCCCAGGCUGCUGAGGGCGGUUCUGACCAGGCCCUGCCCCCCUACCCAGGCCUCCGCCCUGCCAUUCCAGCAUGCUGGGCUGGCACCCAGGUAGCUCAAACCCGUUGAGCCAGUUUUGAGAGCCCAGAUUGGCGAAGGAUGCAUGACUGGCUCCACGCUGCGACCACACUCUCAGCUGCCUGAGCCCCGCGCCUGUCCCACCACCACUGGUGACCCCAUGGCCUGUGCACGGGGCCUCCUGGUGCCCCUGCUAGGCCUGGGCCUGAUGCUGGCCCUGAGCCUGCCGGGAUCACAGGCAGCGGACUGCAGGUCCCUUGGCCCAGCUGCGCACCUGACCUUCGCUCCAGCGGCCAGGGCCCGGUGGCUGGCCCCUCACGUGCGCGCACCGGGCCCCCUGGACCACCUCUAUGGCACUGUGCGCCGCUUCCUCUCUGCUGUGCAGCUCAAUCCCUUCCCUGAUGAGUUGGUGAGGGCCCUGCUGAAUGAACCGGCCUCCGUGAAGGUGGAUGAGGUGGUGCGGUACGAGGCAGGCUAUGUGGUGUGUGCUGUCAUCGCGGGCCUCUACCUCCUGGUGGUGCCCACGGCCGGACUCUGUUUCUGGUGUUGCCAUGGUCGCCGGCACUGUGGGGGCCCAGUGAAGAUGGAGCGCAAGGAGCUGGCCUGUGAGCGCAGCACCUUCAUGACCUUCCUGCUGCUGACCACCUUUGUGCUGCUGAUUGGUGUCGUCUGUGCCUUUGUCACCAACCAGCGCGUGCAUGAGCAGACAGGCCCCAGUGCUGAGGCUGUGCCUGAGAUGCUGCUCAGCCUCCGGGGUCUGGUCUCCAAUGUCCCCCAGGAGCUGCAAGCUGUGGCACAGCAGUUCUCUCUGCCCCAGAAACAUGUCUUGAAGGACCUGGAUGGUAUUGCCAUGAGCAUCGGGAGCACCAUCCAUAGCCAGCUCAGGAGCACCGUCUACGAGACACUGGCCUCACUGCGCAGCCUGGGCCAGGACCUGCAGGUCUCCGUGGACCACCUCCGGGCCCUGAACACCACCCUGCUGAAGCUGCAGGACAGGCAGCAGGACCUGGAGCGGGCUGUCUCGGUGUGCCGCGAGCAACUCCAUGACCUGCUACAGGAGCCGGGCUGCCAGGGCUGUGCAGACAGCCUGCACUGGGCUGGUGAUCUGGAGUUGGGAGCUGAUUUCGGCCAGGUGUCCCAUGUGGACGAUGUCCUUCAUCGACUGAAGGGCGUCCCGGAGGCCGACUUCUCCAGCAUGGUCCAGGAAGAAAACAACACCUUCAACGCUCUCCCGCUCUUGGCUUCCUUGCAAAUGGCCGACAUGGUCAAAGAGCUGAAGAAGGCAGUGGCCCAGCAGCCUAGAGGGCUGAAGACACUGGCCAAAGCAUUCCCAGACUGGGAGGCAGCCUAUCGCUGGAGUCAGGCACUGGAGAAGGUGGAAAACAGUAGCCGCCCCUACCUGAAGGAGGUGCAGAGAUACGAGAAAUACAGGUGGAUUGUGGGCUGCGGGCUGUGCUCCGUGGUCCUGCUUGUGGUGAUCUGUAACCUGGUGGGCCUCAACCUGGGUAUCUGGGAGCUGUCUGCCCGGGAGGACCCCAGCCACUCAGGAGACAAGGGCAGGGCUGGAGCCCGAGUCCUCAACGUGGGGGUGUGCCUCAGCUUCCUCUUCGCUGUACCCCUCAUCCUCCUUGUCUUCUCCACCUUCCUGGUGGGCGGCAACGUGCAGACGCUGGUGUGCCGGAGCUGGGAAAACGGGGAGCUCUACAAGGCUCACUUCUCCCUGACCCAUCUCCAGUUUGCUGACACCCCAGGGAACUUGCCCUCGUUCAUGAACUUGUCCCACCUUCUUGGCCUAAAGAAGAACAUCAGCAUUCUCCUGGCCUAUCAGCAGUGCAGGAAAGGCGCUGCACUCUGGAGUGUCCUGCAACUCAAUGACUCCUAUGACCUAGAGACGUACCUGGAUAUGAGCCAGUACACAGCCAACCUGAAGCAGGUGAUACAGAACCUAACGGUGGAUCUGGAGAACGUGGACCUGCUGAGCCCAGCUGGCCACCGGGACCUGCAGGCCCUGCAGAGCAGUGGGCUCGGGGACCUCCAGUACCCUGACUUCCUCAUCCAGAUCCAGAAGCCCGUGGUGAACACCGACAUGGAGAAGCUGGCCCACGAGCUGGAAGGACUGGCUCAGACCCAGGGCAGUUCAGGGCUGGGGAAGCAGCUGCAGCAGGAGGCCCACAGGCUCAGAAACCUCUACCAGGAGAAGGUCCUCCCCCAGCAGAGCCUUGUGGCCAAGCUCAAUGUCAGUGUCAGGGCUCUGGCAUCUUCCACAUCAAAGCUCCAGGGGGAGGCCUCAAGUGUCCUGGAUAGGGUCACUCGCCUAAAAGGAACGCUGCCUGCCUGGGCCACCCGUAUCCUGAGGAAUGAAAGUGAGUGCUUCCUGACCCGGGAGAUGGGCUACUUCUCCCAGUACACGGUCUGGGUGAGAGAGGAGGUGACUCAGCACAUCGCCACCUGCCAGCCCCUCUCUGGAGCCCUGGACAAUGGCCGUGUGAUCCUGUGUGACAUGAUGGCUGACCCCUGGAAUGCCUUCUGGUUCUGCAUGGGGUGGUGCACCUUCCUCCUGGUCCCCAGCAUCAUCUUUGCUAUCAAGACCUCCAAAUACUGCCAUCCCAUCUGGAAACGCCUCAGCUCCAGCAGCUCUGAGGAGACUCAGCUCUUCCACAUUCCCCGGGUCACCUCCCUGAAGCUGUAGGACCCCCGUAGGGGUUUUCUAGCUGCUCGCUGAUGUCCAGGGCUGCCUGCCUUCCCCCUUUAACUUGGCCUGGACCAGAGGAUUUCUCUUUUCCCCUGAGCCCAGGCCGGUGUCCUCCAAUUCCAACUUCCUGACCCCAUCCCAUCCCCUGCCUGCUCAUGAUCCCCUUCUUUCAUUCUCAAAAACACACAUAAUUGUUGCCAAGCUACAGAGCCAACAGGUCCUUUCAGGUGUGUGUCCCUUCUCCUCCUCACUGUAACAUGUCAGCACUGGGAAGAUGCUGUUCUCCACCUAUCGGAACCACUUCCUCAGCUCCUUGGGAGAGCAGGCCCUGCCGACCACGCUCUGUCACCACCUGUCCCUCCCCCUGCACCUGCUCUCCCACUCCUCUCCAGUCUCCUUGCCCCCAUCCUCACCUGCCUCCCCUACUUGUCCCAGCUUCACUCUGCCCCUUUCCCCCAGGGAAGCUCUUUUUCCUUGUCCUUCCAUUACCUUAUCCCACUACCUGCCAGCCCCCAGGGACCCCAUCCUGCCUGACCAAUCUGAUCAGGUAAAGCCACCAGGCAAGAAGCCACCACUGCCUCCACCUGGAUCCUCCACAGGCCCCAGCCUGGAUUUCCUGGCCCCCCAGCCUGUCUGAAGGCUGAGUCCCUUGCCUGCACUCUGGGUUGGAAACAGUGCCGCUAUCCCUCAGCUCCUCUCUGAGCACUGGCUCCCUGGGAAGGGACCUGGGAUCUGGGCUGGAGCGGGGCCGCCCCUCAGCUCCCCAGAAGGUAGCCCCACCCAGAGGGAUCUGAUGGCCACAACAGGCUUUGCACUGUGGCCCUUACUCCUUCUCCUGUGGCCUGGGUCAUCCCUGGUCCAUCCCUGUGCCCUCUCUGCAUGCUGGACCCUGAGUUCCAGAAGCAGGAAGAAGAGGAGAGAGAGGAGGAGAUGGACAGGCCCUCCCAUCCGUGAUAGUGCUGUCACUACCUAUGCCUUGGCCCUAGGUCCUUAACAGUAGGUCUCCCAGAUUAGGGUCCUGUAUGCAGUCAGUGUUUAAUGAGUGUGGAAAGGCCACAGGCAUCCAGGGAUACCCCAAAAUUAGUAAGUGGGGAGGGGCCCACUCCAGGAGCAGGCAGACCUGGGUCUGUGUGCCUGUUAGUGGGGGCAACUCAAACAUGUUACAUGGCCUCUGGGCCUCAGUUUCUCCAUUUAUAAAAUAGGGAGAAGAGUCAUAUCCUCCUCAUAGGGCUGUGAAAAAUGUGGCAAUGCAUGGAAAGCCCUUGGCUGGGGCCUGGCAUAGAACACAUGCUCAAAUGCUGCUACUUCCUUCCACCACUGCUCUGGGCCAGGGGCCGAGGGCCAGGGGUGCCUAUGAAAGAGCCUGCAGAUCAUGGUGUGCUGAGUUUCAGGAGUGUCUGUGUUUGAUUGCUUCUUACAAACCAGCAACAGGUUUGCUGCUAGGAAGUAGGAUGGCGUGUACAUGCUGUACUGUCACUUGCAGACACACGCUUGCACUGGCAUCCCUGAAUGUACCACAAUUGCCUUUUUGGCUCUGCCCAGAGGUUUCUACUCAUUUCUCAUCUGUUGCCCCGUGCAGGGAAGUUGUAGCAUCCUGCAUUUUAAGAAUGAAAUUGAUUAAAAAUCAAUUCCAGCUCUCUAUCAAAA
Hipposideros armiger (great roundleaf bat) is the source of this 5296-nucleotide messenger RNA. RefSeq names its product prominin 2 (gene PROM2). The record is from RefSeq and is a predicted model, not a curated record. Lineage: Eukaryota; Metazoa; Chordata; Mammalia; Chiroptera; Hipposideridae. The transcript has 24 exons. Bases 1043 to 3646 code for a protein of 867 amino acids. Gene Ontology annotation, cellular component: apical plasma membrane; microvillus; cell surface. Gene Ontology annotation, molecular function: cholesterol binding.